CUUUUCCAGUUGUUCCCGCGCCGCCGCUCGAUUCGAUAUCGGUCGCAGCAUUACGCGGUUUGCGGAUCCCCGUGGGAUUAAUGAACCACGUCCAGUGAGCCUCCGAGUCGGAAGCGACUUGACCAUCUCGCGCGUGGGGAUUCGGACUUCUAUCUGCAGAACCACCAUCUCUCCUACGGUGUCUACCAAACGCCUGCUCGCCGACCGAACAAAUAUCCCACCGUAGGCCGAGUCACGUCAGCGCGGGCUACGAUUUUAGAAAGUCACUCAGCGAGACCUUGCGGAGCACGAGGAGUCUGAAAGUCGACGUUUCGUCUAACUUGUGUGUUCGCCUCUGCCUUACCUCCUCCACCAACGUCUUGAGCGCAAUGGCGGAGAAGGGAGGGAAUCGGAGAACUGCUCAACCUGAGGCUGUCGAGACAUACGGACUGCUGGAGGAACAGGUGGCCGAGUUCAAGGAGGCGUUCCUCUUGUUCGACAAAGACUGCGACGGAAUGAUUACAGCUGCUGAGCUCGGUGUGGUCAUGAGAUCCCUCGGUCAGCGACCCACCGAGCAGGAGCUCAAGAAAAUGGUCACCAUGGUCGAUCAGGAUGGGAACGGAACGAUAGAGUUCAAUGAGUUCCUCAUGAUGAUGUCGAAAAAAGUCAAGGAAGCCGACAGCGAAGAAGAGCUCCGGGAGGCAUUCAGGGUGUUCGAUCGCGACGGCGACGGCUUCAUCUCACGAGAGGAACUCAAGCAUGUCAUGAACAAUCUUGGCGAAACCCUGUCCGACGACGACGUAGAAGAUAUGAUUCGGGAGGCCGAUCGGGACGGAGAUGGCAAAAUCAACUACGACGAGUUUGUUCUCAUUAUCACCUCCGCCAAGUAGGCCUCUUCCUGGCGAAUAGACGAGCGAGCCAACGGGCCGUGGAUGAGCUGACCGGUCGCCGACAGCUAGACUGCUGUCGGUCAGCAAGUCAGAGAGCCGGUCAUCUCGUGGGCUGAACAGCCGAAUCCGGGAGACUUGCUAGCAUCAGCAGCGUCAAAAUUCAGGCUCACUACGACGGAAAAAGGAAAACUCUCCGCAUUUCAGAACGUCGCGGCUCCUGGACUCCCGACGGCAGAACAGCCACGCGCCCCGAACCUGUGCUUCGCAUAGAAAGACAACGAUUUAUAUUAUACAUAAAAAUGAAUAUAUAUUUAAUCGCAGGAGUUAUGACACUCCGGUUUCGGA
Molecule: messenger RNA, 1214 nt
Organism: Galendromus occidentalis (western predatory mite)
Lineage: Eukaryota; Metazoa; Arthropoda; Arachnida; Mesostigmata; Phytoseiidae
Product: calmodulin-A
Exons: 3
Coding region: 369-869 (166 amino acids)
Cellular component (GO): myosin II complex
Molecular function (GO): calcium ion binding
Source: RefSeq, a predicted model, not a curated record